AUGGCGGGACGACGUCGUGACGCACAUGCUCUUCGACUUCCUCGAGGACGCCGGUCUGGCGUCGACGCUGCGCGCGCUCGAGAAGGAGACCGGGUGCGCGCGGUCUCGCCUCGCCUCGCCUCGGAGGAGCCGCGGCGUCCGUCGUCGUGGUUUUCGAAUUUCGUUGACUCCUCCGCCGCGUCCGUCUCAUCGUACUCCGUCGCUCUUCUCGUCCCUCUUCCCGACAGGCGAACGAACCCGCGAGACGACGCGAGAUGCGACGAGCUCCGGUUCCUCCGCGCGCUCGUCCUCGACGGCGACUUCGACGCCGCGGCGUCGUUCCUCGAGCCCCUACGCGACGCCGACGACGACGACGCGAAGAAUCAGAAUCAUCAGAAUCGUCGUCGCCACGCGUCCGCGCGCGCCGCGCUCGGACGCCAGGCGUUCUUGGAGCUCCUCGACGCCCCGGACGCGUCCGCGUCGGACCUCGCGCGAUCCCUCGCGGAGCUCGAGCCUCUGCUCGAGAGGCGCGACUUCGAGACGCUGUGCUACGCGAUGACGCUGCCGUCCGUCGCCGCGCACGACGACUUCGCGGGGUGGUCCGUCGCGCGCGGACGCCUCGUGGCGUUCAGGCGCGUUGUCCUUACACUGGUCCCCAUACGACCCCGUCGCCGUGGUGAACGCCGAUCCUUACGGACUUUUCCCGGCGUGUCUCUCCGCCCAUCACCCCUCGGUUUCAAUCCCGACACACCUCGACGCCUUUCAACUCCAUCUGACGCCUUUCAACUCCACCCCGACGUCGCUUUGAAUGAUGGAACGACCCUCAGAGCGCUGGAGGACGCGCUCGCGGACGUGUACCCGCGCGAGGAGGAGGAGGAGGAGGAGGAGGAGGGGGGGGCGUCAUCGGCGUCGUCGUCGUCGUCCGCGAUGGAGGUGGCGAUGCGGCACGCGCUCGCGCACGUGAACCUCGUGAACGGGACGUUCGGCGGCGGCGCGCCGGCGACGUCGCUGUUCGAGUCGGUACGAACCGCGGAGAGGAGGAGGAACGCGAACGAGAAGGCGGCGCCGGUCCGUCGCGCGUCGCCGUCCGGCGGGAAACAGCGACGGCUGCCCGUGUUUGGCGUCCGCGCGAGCGUCGCGGUCGCGACGCCGAGGGAGCGGGAGCGGGAGGAGGAGGAGGAGGAAGUUUUAACGUCGGCGCGCGCGCGCGCGGCGACGAUGACGCCGUCGCGCGCCGUAGUCUUCUCGUCAUCCGCGGUGGUGGAGAAGAGGACGAUUAUUGACGUCGACGUCGAGACGACGACGACGACGACGACGACCGCGGCGGAAGAUGGAGCGUCGAUCGACGCGCCAUCCGCGAAGACGAAGACGACGGAGAGAAAGUCCUUAAGGAUCGGCGUUCACAACGCCAACGCGGUCGUAUGGGAACCAGCGCCGCCGCCCGCGUCGCCGUCCUCGGACGAGGCGGAGCGCAUGUCGGAGACGUCCGACGGCGAGCCGCCGGUCGUCGUCGUCGACGACGACGACGACGACGACGACGACGAAGCGCGGACGGGGGAAGCCGCCGCCGAAGGAGCCGCCGAAAGAGCCGCCGAAGCCGAAGCCGAAGCCGAAGCGACGGCGGCGACGCCGCCGGCGCCGGUCGGCUGGCGCCCGCCCUCCGCGCGUCCGUCCGCGCUCGCCGCGGGGCCGUACGCGUCGGCGGCGGCGGCGACGACGACUACGACGACGAACCCGGCGGGCCCUCCCCGGGAUUAUCGGGGAAAUCUCCCGCCGACGUUCGCGUCGCGCGGCGUCCUCCACGCCGACGCCAACGCGCUGCGGGUCCUCGCGCACUGCCCCGAGGGAUUCGUCAGAGACGGCGUCGACGCGCGCCGCGUCGUCGUCGCGUGCGCGUCGUCCGCGCGCGCGCUGACGAUCGUCGCGACGCCGCCGUUUCCGUUUCCGCCGCAUCGCGACGGUUCAUAUCUCGAAGACGACGAUUGGGACGACGAUGACAGAGAUAUGAACGGACGCGCCCCGCGCGGCGACGUCCUCCUUCGCGUGGAGAAUCUCCAUCCCGCGCCGUGUUCCAUAUACGCGUUGGCGUGGGGCGGGUUCGACGGGCACGUAAUCGCGACCGGCGCGAACGACGGCGGCGUGUGCGUCGUGCGGCUCAAGUGGGACGACGACGGAGAUGGAUACGGAUACGAGGGAUACGGAACGUCAACCGGCGCGGAGGACGACGACGACGUUCUCGGCGCGUCGGAGUACGGGGACGCGUUUUUGUACGGGCGCUCGCGCUCGCGCUCGCGCUCGCGUCGGCUCGCCGUCGUCGGCGCGCCCGCGGCGGCGCGAGGCGGAGGCUACCGCGGCGGGCACGACGGCGCGGUUCGAUCGAUCGCCUUCUUCGGCGCGCGCGACGGCGCGUUCAUCAGCGGCGGCGGCGGCGACUUCGCGCCGAGGGUGUGGUCGGUGGGCGGCGACGCCGCGUGGACGCGCGGCGACGCGCCGCCGCCGGCGCUGACGCUCGCGCCGCACCGCGACGAGAUCGUCGCCGUCGCCACGGACUGGGACCAACGCGAUUGGUUCUCACGGUCCGCGUGCGACGUCGCCGCGACCGCGUCGAGGGACGGGGACGUGCGCGUGUACGACGUGCGCGACGGCGCGUGCGCGCGACGCGCGAGCCUGCGCGUCGACGCGAGCGGCGACGUCGUCGGCGGCGGCGCAAGCCGUCGACUCACCGCGAUGAGCGUUCGGCGGUUUCUGGUCGCGACGGGCUACAGCGACGGCGGCGUCGCCGUGUGCGACAUCCGAAAGGCGACAAGCACCGGGAGUAGUAACGGCAGUGGGAGUGGCGUUACGUCGAGGACCGCGGUGCUGUGGUCGGAGGCGCUGCACGCGGGGAGCGAGGUGCGCAGCGUGGAGGUGGACCCCUCGGGGACGAUGGUGCUCACCGGGGGGUUCGACGGGCGGUGCCGGGUCGUGCGCGCGGACGACGGUUCAUAUCACGACGUAACGCACGGCGUAACGCACGACGGGCACGACGAUAAGGACGGUGAGGGAGUGGACGCAGAAAGUAUCGUCUCAUAG
Micromonas pusilla CCMP1545 is the source of this 3051-nucleotide messenger RNA. RefSeq lists its product as uncharacterized. NCBI's taxonomy places the organism in Eukaryota, Viridiplantae, Chlorophyta, Mamiellophyceae, Mamiellales, Mamiellaceae. The transcript has 2 exons. The coding region runs from base 1 to 3051 and encodes 1016 amino acids. The record is from RefSeq and is a predicted model, not a curated record. Gene Ontology annotation, molecular function: protein binding.